AUGUCGAUGAACUUUGAUGAUUGUGCCAAAGUUCGGGGUGGGUUCCCCAAGCCCUUUCCGGACACGUCCAGCAACGUGUUUGAGCAAUUCAACAUGAAGGGCAAGGUUGUCGUUGUUACGGGGGCUGGCGAUGGGAUCGGGUUGGCGGUGGCUGAGGCGAUGGCGGAAGCAAAUGCAAGUGUUGCGUUUUGGUACAACUCAAAUGACGUUGCGAUUCAGAGAGCUGAAGAAGUUUGUCAACGUUUUGGAGUCAAGACUAUUGCCUACAAGGUGGAUGUUUCCGACGCUCAACAAGUCCAAAAAGCUGUUGCAAAGGUCGAAAGCAUGGCCAUCUCAAAGCCCAUCCUAGAGCAAAGCCUUGAAGAGUUUGACAAACAGAUGUCUGUAAACGUUAAUGGCGUUGUAUAUUGUGCCAAAUACGUCGGUGAGGUGUUCAAGCGUCAAGGAGCCGGUAAUCUCAUCAUUACCUCCAGCAUGAGCGGGCACAUUGUCAAUGUCCCUACCGACCAGCCAGUGUACAAUGCAAGCAAGGCGUAUGUCACGCACUUUGGCAAAUCACUGGCUCGGGAGUGGCGGGAGUUUGCGCGGGUCAAUAUUGUUUCGCCUGGCUUCUUUGAUACCAAGAUGGGUGCGAGUCCAUUGGCCGUCAAUGAAGCGUAUAGGAUGGCUGUGCUUGGGCGGCAAGGGCAUGUUAAGGAGAUUAAGGGCAUUUAUUUGUACUUGGCCAGUGAUGCAUCUACGUACACUACUGGAAGCGACUUUCUCAUUGAUGGAGGGAGUCGUAUUUGUUUCAUACAACUCCCAUCCGCCAUGUUGAAAUUCGCGGUUUUGUGCCUCACUGGCCUCGCUCUCAUCGCUGAGAACGUCACUGCCACGAACGUCAGCUAUCGCGUGAGAUACAAGCGAGGCUUCGGAGGUAAACCGGGUUGGACAAACUACGCACAAGUAAUUAGCGAUUCGAACGAAGCAGCUUUGGUGGAGAAAAUGUCACAUUGGUCUCAUGACAAGUAUACGGCCACGAAAGACGAGCUCAGUGGCUGGGUGCUCUUGGAGGCGGAAUCCAUUGUGCAGACUCGGGCGGAUGCAGAUGCCGGUGUUAAGGAGAUGGCGGCUACUGUGUGCAGUCAUUUGAAGGAGUGUGGGAGUGUAUCGCGAUAA
Pochonia chlamydosporia 170 is the source of this 1158-nucleotide messenger RNA. RefSeq names its product L-xylulose reductase. The transcript is spliced from 6 exons. NCBI's taxonomy places the organism in Eukaryota, Fungi, Ascomycota, Sordariomycetes, Hypocreales, Clavicipitaceae. The record is from RefSeq and is a predicted model, not a curated record. Gene Ontology annotation, molecular function: oxidoreductase activity, acting on NAD(P)H, oxygen as acceptor. Gene Ontology annotation, cellular component: intracellular anatomical structure. The coding region runs from base 1 to 1158 and encodes 385 amino acids.